Molecule: messenger RNA, 1527 nt
Organism: Schizosaccharomyces osmophilus
Lineage: Eukaryota; Fungi; Ascomycota; Schizosaccharomycetes; Schizosaccharomycetales; Schizosaccharomycetaceae
Gene: nop58
Product: U3 snoRNP protein Nop58
Exons: 3
Coding region: 1-1527 (508 amino acids)
Cellular component (GO): box C/D methylation guide snoRNP complex; small-subunit processome
Molecular function (GO): snoRNA binding
Source: RefSeq, a predicted model, not a curated record
AUGUUGAUUCUUACAGAGACUGCGGCCGGUUAUGCCGUUUUUAAGGCAAAAGAUAAAUUGUUGAAAAAGCGUGAAGCCUUAGUCGACGACUUAAAAACAGCUGAAGGUGCUUCGAAUAUCUUAAAAUUGCAGUCAUUUGCAAAAUUCGAAAGUACAGUGGAUGCCGUCGACAAUGUCUCCGCUCUUAUCGAGGGCAAGGUUUCCCCUAAGCUUUCAAAUCUUUUGAAGGACUUGUCCGACAAAAAAAAUAAUAUGCUUGUUGUUGCUGAUCCCAAGCUUGGUAACGCCAUUAACAAAUUGCCUGGUCUUGAGUUUGAGGUUAUGUCUGACUCAUCCGUCCAGGAUCUAUACCGUGGUAUUCGUGAGCAUAUGUCUUCGUUGAUUGCUGGCUUGGCACCCUCUGAUAUUAACGCCAUGUCUUUGGGUCUUUCGCACUCCCUUUCUCGUCAUAAGCUCAAGUUCUCUCCCGACAAGGUUGACACAAUGAUCGUUCAAGCAAUUGCUCUCCUUGACGAUCUCGACAAAGAGUUGAAUACCUACGCUAUGCGUGUUCGUGAAUGGUAUGGUUGGCAUUUCCCUGAAAUGGGCAAGAUUGUUCAAGAUAACUUGGCAUAUGCCCGCGUUAUUAAGACUAUGGGUAUGCGUACCAGCUGUUCUUCUACCGAUUUCAGCGAUGUUCUUCCUGAAGAAGUCGAGGCCACUUUAAAGAGUGCUGCUGAGAUUUCUAUGGGUACCGAAAUUACCGCCGAAGAUUUGGAAAACAUUUCUAUCUUGGCACAACAAGUUCUUGAUUUGGCAGCUUACAGAGCUCAGUUAUCAGAAUAUCUCCGCAACAGAAUGCAUGCCAUUGCUCCCAACUUGACUGCUCUUGUCGGUGAACUUGUCGGUGCUCGUUUGAUAGCUCACGCUGGCUCUUUGAUGAACUUGGCCAAGCAACCUGCUUCCACUCUCCAAAUUUUGGGUGCUGAAAAGGCUCUUUUCCGUGCCUUGAAAACCAAGCACAGUACUCCCAAGUACGGUUUGAUCUACCACGCUAGCUUGGUUGGUCAAGCUAAUUCUAAAAACAAGGGUAAAAUAGCUAGAGUUUUGGCUACCAAGGCCGCCUUGUCCCUUCGUGUUGAUGCUUUGACUGACAAAAAUAUUGUUGAUGGUAACGUCGGUCUGGAGAAUCGCAUUCGCGUUGAAAACCGUCUUCGUUCCCUUGAAGGUGGAAAGCUUUUGCCUUUGCCAACCGCCUCGGUUCAACAACAAAAGCACGAUAUCAGUGGUGGUGCCGCCUACAACCCUGCUACUGACACUGUUGUUACCACCGAUGACGCUGAUAAGAAGGAAGAGAGUGAAAGUGAAGAAGAAAAACCCAAGGAAGACAAGGAUUCCAAAAAGAAGAAGAAAAAGUCUUCCAAGAGUAAGGAUGUUGAUGAGUCAUCAGAUAGCAAAAAGGAAAAGAAAAAGAAGAGAAAAUCUGAAGACGGAGAAGAAGCUUCUGGCGAGAAAAAGAAGAAAAAAUCCAAGAAAUCUAAAUCUUAA